CCUGUUGGCCUGUCUGUGACUACAGCGCUUGUUCAGUCAGAUCAGCUGCUCUGUGUUUCCUCUGUUAAAGUUAAUCUCCUAACUAACAUCCAUCAUGAGGGAAAUCGUGCACAUCCAGGCCGGCCAGUGCGGGAACCAAAUAGGUGCUAAGUUCUGGGAGGUGAUCAGCGAUGAGCACGGCAUUGACCCGACAGGAACGUACCAUGGCGACAGUGACCUGCAGCUGGACAGGAUCAGCGUGUACUACAAUGAAGCCUCGGGGGGGAAGUAUGUGCCCAGAGCCAUCCUCGUGGACCUAGAACCGGGCACCAUGGACUCCGUUCGCUCUGGACCUUUUGGGCAAAUCUUCAGACCUGACAACUUUGUCUUCGGUCAGAGUGGAGCUGGAAACAACUGGGCCAAAGGUCACUACACUGAGGGGGCGGAGCUUGUGGAUUCCGUCUUGGACGUUGUGAGGAAGGAGGCGGAGAGCUGCGAGUGUCUGCAGGGUUUCCAGCUCACGCACUCCCUGGGUGGAGGCACCGGCUCCGGCAUGGGAACCCUGCUCAUCAGUAAAAUCAGAGAGGAGUACCCCGACCGCAUUAUGAACACCUUCAGCGUGGUGCCUUCCCCCAAGGUGUCAGACACAGUGGUUGAGCCGUACAAUGCCACCCUGUCGGUCCACCAGUUGGUAGAAAACACAGAUGAGACCUACUGCAUUGACAAUGAAGCUCUCUACGACAUCUGCUUCCGCACUCUCAAACUCACCACGCCCACCUACGGAGACCUCAACCACCUGGUCUCAGCCACCAUGAGCGGCGUCACCACCUGCCUGCGUUUCCCCGGACAGCUGAACGCCGAUCUGAGGAAGCUGGCCGUCAACAUGGUCCCCUUCCCUCGUCUGCACUUCUUCAUGCCUGGCUUUGCCCCUCUGACAAGCCGGGGCAGCCAGCAGUACCGCGCCCUGACGGUCCCCGAGCUCACCCAGCAGGUGUUUGAUGCCAAGAACAUGAUGGCGGCCUGCGACCCUCGUCACGGCCGCUAUCUGACCGUGGCUGCCGUGUUCCGCGGCCGCAUGUCCAUGAAGGAGGUGGAUGAGCAGAUGCUGAAUGUCCAGAACAAGAACAGCAGCUACUUUGUGGAGUGGAUCCCAAAUAAUGUGAAGACGGCGGUCUGCGACAUCCCGCCGCGGGGCCUCAAGAUGGCCGUCACCUUCAUCGGCAACAGCACCGCCAUCCAGGAGCUGUUCAAGCGCAUCUCUGAGCAGUUCACCGCCAUGUUCCGCCGCAAAGCCUUCCUGCACUGGUACACGGGCGAGGGCAUGGACGAGAUGGAGUUCACCGAGGCCGAGAGCAACAUGAACGACCUGGUGUCAGAGUACCAGCAGUACCAGGACGCCACGGCCGAGGAGGAGGGCGAGUUCGAAGAGGAGGUGGAGGAGGAUGCCUAAACCAGACAAGAGCCAAGAAAACCAGAAAAUCUAAAAACAACCAAAAAAAAGUAAAACAUUUUUAAAGAUGUAGUGGGUUAAAGGAGGGCAGCGUCUGAAUCUGAUAAAGGAGGGAGAUGAAGGCAGGACGACAAAGAGAAUGAAAACAUGACCAAAUUAAUGUGCCAUGAUUUAUACUUUUAACAUCAUGUAGGCCCCUCAUGUAGGCACUUUAACAUUGGGAGUUGGGUCAUCUAGACCCACUAGACAGUGCUCUGAACCUUUUUUCUUCAAUGAUUUGUGAUCUUCACUGGUGUCCAUGGAUUACAUGAAAUCUUUCCACCUUUAUCCACCUUUGUCAUGGUAGGGAGAACACGUCAAUGUGAGGGUGGGGUCAUCUAAGAUAGCACAAUGGUUACGUACAAAACUAUUAACUCUUGCUGAAAAAAAUGCUCAAUUGUCUCUGUUUAACACUUUCCUUAAGUUUACAGUAACCUUUAACUAUAAAAUGUAGUAAACAUCGAUGGUGUCAGGAGUUUCUGUGAGUAAAUAAUCACAUUAAAAAAUGCACUACUUCUCACACAAACAAAAUCGACAGAAUGCCGUUUGGUAAACAGAUUGCGUCUACCAAACACUCAAAGUUCUGUUGGAUUUUCACCAUUUUCUUCCUGUCAACAUGAUUCAGGAAAACAAAUGCAUAAAACAAUGAUUUUUACAUUCGAGCUAUAUUAUGUUCCUGUGUGCCAUAUAAGGUGACAUGUUUCAUGGAUCAGUGGGGUUUUUGCCUUUUCUUUGGAUUUCAUUUGAUUUAAAGUAAAAUUUAAAAAACACAUUCAAAGUUCUUUUAAAUAUUGAAAACUUAUGUUUGCUAAGAUUUAGAUUUUUAAUCUUUUCCUACACCUCAGAAAAUUAAACUUCUUUCAAUUAACUGUGAAUUCAAAAUGCAGAUUCCUUAAUAUUGUCAAUAAAUUCAACAGAAAUAUGCUUCAACAACUUGAUUAUUAAUGCUUUUUUCCCCCUUUUGCUCGUGCUGUUGUGAGGUUAUGGUUAGAAAGAUGGAAACAGGGUCAUGUUUGCACAAAAGCUAGUAAAUAGAAAUCCUUUCACUCAAAGGACAAAUCAAAAAAAAUCUUUCUUAGUUGUUUCAUUUAAAACCCCACUUUUAUUCUACCUCUUUUUUGGUCAAAUUAGUAGUUAGAAUAACCAGAACUAACGGCUUAUUUAGUCAAAGCAAAUAUCAGUUUAACUUCAAGAGAUUCAGAGUUAAAGUCCACAUCUGCAGCUGUGGGGUUUUUGCUCAGACGCCAGCAAACGUGGUGAGGAAAUCCCUGCUUUCAGUUGGUCAAACCAUUGUGAAAACUUUAUUCUCUAUGACUGACUUUCAAAACAGAAAAACAGACUUUGCAUGGGAACAUCAGUGCUUUUGUUAGAUUGGUGUUUGUGUUUACUGCUACAUUUGCUAGAGCUCCGUUUGUCUUUGAAGCAAAUAUGCGAGUAAAUUCAAUAACUAUUAAAACCUGAGAUAACAUUAAUACUAACAUAUAAAUGUAAAAACAGUUUAACAUUAAAAGAGGCAUCUUUUUGAAUUUCAAUCUCUUGAUUUUUAGAAACAUCCACUAAUAAAGCACUUGAGUCUUUUAUAAAUCUUGUAAUUCAUUUCCAUUAUAACAGCAAACAUUUUGGCGCAAAUGUUUUUUUAAAAAAAAGGGGUCCUUGAACCAAAAAUGCAAACACCAUUUUAUAGUUGUUUUGUUUUAUGAAAUGUUUAUGUUUAACUGCAUUAUAUCAACCUGUGAAAUAUUUGCUCUGAGCCAAUUCAGUGUUAUAAUCUAAGAUUCUUUCAGGUCCUUUGUUUCCAUUCGCUUUUGUCAUUAAAGGAAUUCCAUUCCUGUGUAAGCAUUUUAUUUGUGCAUGAAACAUGAAAGAAAUAAAAGAGAAUUUGUAGAAAAGA
Molecule: messenger RNA, 3359 nt
Organism: Oryzias latipes (Japanese medaka)
Lineage: Eukaryota; Metazoa; Chordata; Actinopteri; Beloniformes; Adrianichthyidae
Product: tubulin beta chain
Biological process (GO): microtubule-based process
Cellular component (GO): microtubule
Molecular function (GO): GTPase activity; GTP binding; structural constituent of cytoskeleton
Source: RefSeq, a predicted model, not a curated record